UAAUAAUUUAGUUUUAGAAAAUAAAAAUAUCAAACUUGAAGGUUGGUCUAGAAAUGUCAAACACGAAUAGAGGAUUGCGAGAAAAUGAUGACAAUUCAUCAUUACCUCAAUCAAAAAAAUAUAAGUUGUGGAAAGAAGAUCACAAUGUUCCUAUGCCGGCAAGAACAUUAAAAAGAUAGGAAAAUAAUAUGAUAUCUCAGAAUUCAAGUUUGAAUGUCAAUAAUGAUUGUUGCACUUCAGGAACAAGUAUUUUGAUUGCGGACGCUAUAGCAGAGAGUAGAGAUGAUAAUUCGACUUCAGAUGGUGAGGAUACUGAUAUUUCUAAUAGUGAUAGCAGUUCAGAUGGUAAGAUUGAUGUUCUUUCUGAUGUAAAUAAUAGUGAUCAAGAUACUAAUGAUAGUGAUAAUGAUAUUAAUGACAACAAUGAUGAUUUCGAUGUUAACCAUGAAGAAAAUAUUGAAGACGAUCAACAAGAUAGCGAAUUCAAUCAAGAACGAUCUUCAAUAAUUCAAUCUCUCUAUGAAAAUAGUACAAGAACAACGGACGAAAGUGUGUUGAUGGUUCCAGAAUUGUAUAUUCGACAUAAGUUAACUAAAGCUUGUUUGAACGAUGUAUUAAAAUUACUACAAAAUCUACUACCAGAAGAGAAUCAAUUGCCAAAAACGGUGUUUCAAUUAUUUAGCUAUGUUCAUCAAUUGGCACCACCAUUAACUGUCAUAAAAAAUUUUUUCUGUAAAAAAUGCUUAUGUUACAAUGGCUUUAACACAGAUAUUGAGAACUGCUCUUCUUGUCUUGCGUUGAAAGAAGAUGUAGCUUUUUUUUUCGAAAUUGAUGUUCACGAUCAAAUUAAAUACAUGUUCCAGCAUCGAAAUCUAGCUGAAAAAUUGAUUCAAGUGCAUCUGAGAUACGAUGGGAACAUUACUGAUAUUACCGAUGGAUCCGAAUACAUAAGAGUUAAUUCUAGAGUGAAUCGUCAAAAAUACGAUUUAACAUUAGUGUUGAACACAGAUGGUCUGUCUUUAGUUAAAAGUAGUACAAGUCAUUGCUGGCCACUAAUGUUUUUUAUAGCAGAACUUCCAGAAUACCUCCGAGAAUUAUAUCUUACGACUGUAGGCCUCUGGUAUGAUAAAGAUUGUAAGCCAGUGAUGAACACAUUUCUUGAACCAUUUAUCACAAAAUUCAAAAAAUGUUUUAAUGAUGGUAUUCUAUGGACCCAUCCAAAGACGGGUGAAAAAAUUAUUUCACGAAUUGUAGUUCCUUUGAUAAUAGCUGAUGCGCCAGCAAGGGCUCAACUGCAGAAUAUUUUAAACUUCAAUGGGCGUUAUGGAUGCAAUAUAUGUGAAAUAAAAUCAAGAAAAUGUCUUGCUGUUGCAGGAAAAAAAAGAAUACGUAUUUAUAAAUUUGAGGAAGCUAAACUAAGAACUAGAAAAAGGAUAAAACAUCAAGUACUUAAAGUUAUGAAUAGUGAUAAAAAAAAAACAUCAAAAGGUAUUAAAGGGAAUUCUAUCCUUUCACGACUGCCUUUGAUUGACAUGGGAACAUGCUUUGUUCCAGAGUAUAUGCAUUCUGUUUUGCUAGAAGUUGUUCGACAAUUUAUAAGUUUAUGGCUUGAGAAGAAAAACCCAUGGAAAUUAAGAAAAGACUUAAUCGAUGAAAUUGAUGAAUUUCUAUUAAAUAUUCGACCACUAUACUUUUUUGGAAGAAUGCCACGUAGAUUGUCGUCAUUUAAACAUUAUAAAGCUUCUGAAUUUUAUAAUUGGGUUCUGUUUUAUUCUCUUCCUGCUCUAUUGAAUAAAUUACCAGUUUAAUAUAUCGACCAUUGGAUGCUCUUAGUUAAAGGUCUCUUUAUUUUACUUCGAAAAACCAUAACAGCAGAAGACCUUAAUGAAGCACAAUAUUUAUUGUCAUCAUUCAUAGAAGAAGUUGAGACUUUAUACACAGACCGAGAAUUAACAUACAAUGUCCACCAGCUUUCACAUCUUGUUUUGUGUGUUAAGCGCUGGGGACCUUUAUGGGGUACAGCAGCUUUUUCCUUUGAAAGUUUUAAUGGAUAUAUCGCUAACUGCGUUCAUGGAACAAAACAUCUUGGACAAGAAAUAACAAAUCAUCUAAAAGAAGUUCAAACAUUACAAUUUCUCAAAAAUAAAAUUAUUGAAACAAGUUCUGAGUCUUCAGUUAACAUAAUAAAUCAUCGAGUAAUUGGAAAAAAUAUAAAUGGUACAAUACUUACAGCUAAUGAUAAUUGAUUGAUAAUAAAUCAUGGUUUUGAAAUGGAAAAUUGCAAAAUUUACACACAAGCGGAAAUCUUUAAUGAAAAGUAUACUUCUGAAAUUUAUAAGAUGAUCAAAACUAAUAGCCAUACUGUACAAAUAAACUUGAAAAAUAGUGUUACAGCCUAUGGUUCGAUAAAACUUUUCUUUCGAACUGAAGACGGAUUAAUAUAUUUCAUAGUUGAUGAAUAUAUUAUAGACAAUACUAGGUAUUUUGUUCAUUCUAAAAAACAGGUGCAAGUUCAGCAUAUUAUUCCUUUUACCAAAAAUAAUUCGUCAUUAUUAAUUGAUUGUAAUCAGAUAGAGAGUAUGUUUCAUCUAAUUGUAGUGGGAAAUUAUCUAUGUAAACGACCAAAUAUGCUAAGAAAAAAUUUUUGAAUAUGUUCAGUGUAUGUACAAUAAUUUUGAUCAAUAAAUUUGUAAA
This is a messenger RNA of Cotesia glomerata, 2694 nucleotides long. RefSeq lists its product as uncharacterized. The record is from RefSeq and is a predicted model, not a curated record. NCBI's taxonomy places the organism in Eukaryota, Metazoa, Arthropoda, Insecta, Hymenoptera, Braconidae. Bases 189 to 1808 code for a protein of 539 amino acids. The transcript has 3 exons.